AUGGCUGUUGCUCCUCGCAAAUGCAUUGGCGUUGAUUGCGGGAAAGACGCAGGAACCCUACAAUGUCCAACCUGUCUCAAGAAGGGCACCGACAGCUUCUUCUGCUCGCAAGACUGUUUUAAGCGGAGCUGGAGCGAACACAAGGCCACCCAUAAGACUGGUAAUAUUCUCACCAAUCUCUUUCCUCCAAAGGUAGUUUCUGAACCUGAUCCAGCUACCGGCAACUUCAAUCCUUUCCCAUCUUUCAACUACGCCGGAUCUUUGCGCCCCGUAUACCCGUUGUCAGCAACCCGCACCGUCCCCAAGUCGAUCCCGUACCCGGAUUACGCCCGUGAUGGCAUUCCCCGCUCUGAGCAGAAACUGUUUGGUCAACACAGCAUCAAGAUUUUGAAUAAGGCGGAGCAAGAGGGCGUGCGCAAGGUUUGCCGCCUUGCUCGUGAGGUUCUGGAUAUUGCUGGAGCCGCGGCGAAGCCUGGUGUGACCACCGACUAUAUCGAUGAGUUGGUCCACAAGGCUUGUCUCGAGCGCGACUCUUAUCCCUCCCCACUCAACUACAUGCACUUCCCCAAAUCUGUCUGUACUUCUAUCAACGAGGCCAUUUGUCACGGUAUUCCCGACCAACGGCCCCUCGAGGAUGGCGAUAUCAUCAACAUUGAUGUGACAUUAUACCACAAUGGGUUCCACGGUGAUAUUAACGAGACCUACUAUGUGGGUGAGAAAGCUCUUGCAAACCCAGACGCUGUGCGAGUCGUCGAGACUUCGCGUGAAUGUCUGGAUCAGUCGAUUGCGCUCGUUAAGCCUGGCAUGCUUUUCCGUGAUCCCGGUACCGUGAUCGAAAAGCACGCCAAGUCCCGCAAAUGUAGUGUCGUAAAGAGCUACUGCGGUCACGGCAUCAACCAACUCUUCCACUGUGCCCCCAAUAUUCCUCACUAUGCCAAGAACAAGGCCGUGGGUACCGCUAAGCCCGGUAUGUGCUUUACCAUUGAGCCUAUGAUCAACAUUGGCACAUAUCGAGACCGUACAUGGCCAGAUGACUGGACCAGCACCACUGCGGAUGGAUCGCUUUCUGCUCAAUUUGAGCACACUCUUCUUGUCACUGAGGACGGAGUGGAGGUACUGACAGCUCGUCUGCCAGGAUCCCCCGGUGGUCCCGUUCCUAUGCCCAUCACAGAAGUGGCUGAGACUGAAAAGUAG
Messenger RNA from Penicillium taxi, 1194 nucleotides. Its product is annotated as methionine aminopeptidase MAP1. Gene Ontology annotation, molecular function: metalloaminopeptidase activity. Bases 1 to 1194 code for a protein of 397 amino acids. Gene Ontology annotation, biological process: proteolysis. The transcript is spliced from 3 exons. The record is from RefSeq and is a predicted model, not a curated record. NCBI's taxonomy places the organism in Eukaryota, Fungi, Ascomycota, Eurotiomycetes, Eurotiales, Aspergillaceae.